This is a messenger RNA of Aspergillus calidoustus, 543 nucleotides long. Lineage: Eukaryota; Fungi; Ascomycota; Eurotiomycetes; Eurotiales; Aspergillaceae. The record is from the annotation of a GenBank genome assembly.
AUGAAGCUCUCCAUCCUCCCCCUCCUCGCAACCGCAACCCUUGCCACAGCGGCUGCAGUCCCCAGCGCGGGUGACGCCCACACCCUCAAGUCUCGCCAGGAGACCAUCGUCUGGCCAGAAGCCACCUACCGGUAUUGGAUCUCCAGCGGCGCAUCCAAACUCGACCCGCAAGACCAACUCCUCGUCGUCAAGGACAGAUACCCGGCCAACGAAUCCAGCACCCUAACCACAUUCUCCAUCCCCCCCGACGUCGCGGGCCGAACGUGCAAGUUGAACUUUGACCUUUGGGACCGUGACCACUCGACGGGGUCGCAGACGCUCGAUGUAUUUACGUCUGUGAGUCCGGGGCGCAGAGAUCAGCACGUUGGACGGAUCUGGGUUCCUAAGCCCGGUGCUGCCGAGUGGGUUUUUUCGUUCCAUGGUCUGCCGGAGUUUAAGUGUCCGGCUGGGGAGGUCAUUGGGUUUGAGUUUGUGGGAGUGGGCGAUGCGGUUGAGGUGCGCUGGGAUAUCGGGGUUACGGGGCCCAGGGUUUUUGUUCUCUGA